AUGCACUACAUUGGCAUUGGUUGCGACCUAAAAAACCUGAAGAAAUUGGAGGAAGCACUGAAGAGCGAGAUUGGCACCUCUCCGUCUUCAAUUCUUUGCAUCGCCGAAGUGUCCCUGACUUACAUGGAUGUCGAAUCUGCCGAUGCGCUCAUCUCCUGGAUACCAACCCUUGGUGAAGGUCAGAGCGGAAUUUUCUUCCCAGAUGGACCAGAUCACCCCUUCGCUGUCACUAUGAUGAAGCAUUUCAACAAGCUCCAGGCGCCUCUCCAUUCCAUUCACAAGUAUCCGUCUCUGAGCGCUCAGGAGCAACGCUUUAUCGAUGCAGGCUGGAGACAGGCAUGCGCACGGAGUCUACAGGAUGUCUGGAAUGACAACUCUUUCCUCAGCAGUUCCCAGCGACUCUCUCUGGAUAAAGUCGAGGCAUUCGAUGAAUGGGAAGAGUUCGCGCUCUUUGCCUCACACUAUUUCCUCCUUUCGGCUUCUACUACUACAAAAGAAGGUGUCCAUAACGGUUGCUCGAGGCAAACGCUAUCCUCAUCUGACCUGCAAACAACUCACCGCCUCCCCCUGAGACUUCUCCAUGCACCUUCCAGCGGUCAGCGACGAUACGGUGCUAUUAUUCCGGAUAGCAGCACGUCGCUUGGUGUGCACGGCGGGCUGGGGAGCAAAUCCCGUCUAUUAUCAACAGACGUCUACACCAGUUCUGACAGUGUCAAGGUCCCGGUCCGGCCUCUACCCCCACCGAAAAUCCCUGCGCGGAUGUGCCAUACGGUAACAGCGCUGCGCGACGAUGAUUGUCUCCUUGUUGGAGGUCGCACGUCCCCUACGGCAGCCCUGAGCGACUGCUGGAUUAGGGAGGGAGAUGUGUGGACAGAGAGUCAUCCUCUUCCCUCCUCUCGCUUCCGACAUUGUGCGACCCGCUUGCAUCUCAGCGACAAAGAGGAUUGCGUUCUGGUCUACGGCGGCAAGACUGAAAAAGGUGACGUUCUGAACGACUGGUUGCUCUGGCAUGGUCGAAUUGGAUGGCAGAGACUUGAAGUAGCUGGCGGUAGCCCUCCUGCACGUUUUGGGGCGUGCAUGGAAAGUAUCGAUGGUUGUUCUGGGGUUUUGUUUGGAGGCAUGACACAGGACGGGAUAGUUCUGGACGAUUUCUGGACGUGGACGGUAUCUGAGCGCGGUGAUGGAUCAAAGAUACUAGAAUUAAUUGACCAGAGCAAGAAUUUUCAGGCUGCUACGCCUCUGGCCAAAUUCGUGGGCCGGUUCGGAGCAACAGCUAACAUGACUACCUAUGGUCUGGUGAUAAUCGGUGGCAUUGGUAUGCAGGGCGUUGUGCCUGCCGACUACGAGAUCAUGCUUCUCAACACACAGGAAUUGAUACGCUGUCGGGCCUCUGAUACACCGUGGACUGAAACUAUAUUGUCCGCUGUUGGUCUGGGGCACGAAUUCAGCGGACCCCGUCCACUCCUGAGCGGCCAUGUCUCGUGCGCUACAAGUCCUUCAGAGGUCCUGGUGGUGGGCGGCGGCGCAGUAUGCUUCUCGUUUGGGACCUUUUGGAAUGACGGCACGUGGCAGCUGCAGGACGCAACAUCCGACCGCAACAAUCGAUGGGCCAUGCUGCGGGAACCGGCAGCACCAGACGAGAACACACCAAAGCCGACGCCCCAGCCGAGCCUCCAGGAGCCAGCAAGUAUGAACGAAAUUAAACAGAUUCCACGGCGAGCCAUCAGAACUCCCGAGGAGUUUCAAGAAGUCAUUGCGCAGUCCAGACCGGUCGUCAUUCCAGAAGCCGACCUGGGACGCUGCACGGAGCUCUGGACGAAAGACUACUUGACCAGAACCGUUGGCUUCGACCGCAAGGUUGUGGUCCACGAGGCUCGCUCGGAGCACAUGAACUUUCAGAAGAAGAACUUCUCCUAUGUCACCAAGGAUUUCGGCGCCUUUCUGGACGAAGUGUAUGCCGGGAGUCGCCAGUAUCUGCGUUCGGUUUCGGCCGAUCAGCCAUCGAAACUCCCUGCCAACCUGGCUGAGGACUUCCCCGAGCUGAAAAAUGACUUCCAUCUUCCUUCCCAGCUAGCGUUCGCCGAGGAGAACGCCCACAGCUCUCCACUGCGGAUAUCCGGGCCUGUUACGAUGUGGCUCCAUUACGAUGUCAUGGCGAACGUCCUCUGCCAGAUCCAAGGCCAAAAGCGACUCAUUCUGUAUCCUCCAUCCGACGUACAGUACCUGCAGUUGCCCGCGGGCGCAUCAAGCUCUACGAUCGAUAUAUUCGAGAAUAUGACUGACGGACGCAUCGCUUCGAUUCCGCACACCUCGCCGCACGAAGCGAUCCUGAAACCAGGCGACAUCCUGUUCAUCCCCCCAUUGUGGCUCCAUACGACAGCUCCGGUGGGGGGCGUGAGCAUUGCUGUGAAUGUCUUCUUCCGCAACCUGUCCAAGGGGUAUGCGGCUGGUCGAGACGUGUAUGCCAACCGGGACCUGCAGGCGUAUGAGAAAGGCCGCAACGACGUGGCGAAGAUCGCACGCUCGUUCGAGGGCCUUCCGCCUGACAUGGCUCGGUUUUAUCUGUUGAGGUUGGCAGAUGAGUUGCGAGAAAAGGCGUACGGGUGA
Molecule: messenger RNA, 2607 nt
Organism: Rasamsonia emersonii CBS 393.64
Lineage: Eukaryota; Fungi; Ascomycota; Eurotiomycetes; Eurotiales; Trichocomaceae
Product: Leucine carboxyl methyltransferase family
Exons: 4
Coding region: 1-2607 (868 amino acids)
Biological process (GO): tRNA methylation; wybutosine biosynthetic process
Molecular function (GO): tRNA methyltransferase activity; protein binding
Source: RefSeq, a predicted model, not a curated record